This is a messenger RNA of Phlebotomus argentipes, 4586 nucleotides long. RefSeq names its product homeobox protein araucan (gene mirr). Gene Ontology annotation, cellular component: nucleus. The record is from RefSeq and is a predicted model, not a curated record. Gene Ontology annotation, biological process: cell development; regulation of transcription by RNA polymerase II; neuron differentiation. The transcript is spliced from 5 exons. NCBI's taxonomy places the organism in Eukaryota, Metazoa, Arthropoda, Insecta, Diptera, Psychodidae. Bases 823 to 2421 code for a protein of 532 amino acids. Gene Ontology annotation, molecular function: RNA polymerase II cis-regulatory region sequence-specific DNA binding; DNA-binding transcription factor activity, RNA polymerase II-specific.
CAAAAGUCGAACGAUAAGCGCGCGGCCAGAGCGACACGGCCACAAUCACAGCGGAGCAGUGUAUACUCGUCGUCGGCGUCGUGUUCGACCCCCCAAAAAAAGAGGUAGAGCUCGGGCAGGAGAGCGUGCGAGAGGGAGCGCACUGUGUGUCUCUCUCCCUCUCGGAUUUUCAUGUACUUACAACAGUGUUUUGCUGUUGUAUUGUGUGAAUAUUGUGUAGUGGCAAUUAUCUUGGCCAGGUGACAUACAGAGACAAAACUGUAAAGCAGUAAAGUUUUGGCUACCGUUCGCGAUCGCGUCGCCAGCGACAUAAUCAAUUUUUAUACACCACCUCUGGCUUGAGUCGUUUUCCGUGCGCGCGAUUUUCCCGCUACACAUCUUGCGGCCGCCACUUUUGCAGCAAUUUUUCCUGCAAACGCACAGCGCGACCCGAUUGAGCCCCCAAAAAGUGCGGAAAUCUAAAUUUGCUGUCGGUCUAUGAAAAUGUACUAAAAAUAAAAAUAUCAGUGAAGUUUGUCACACAAUAAAGUGGGUUUAUUUUCCGAAGAUUAAUCGCGUCCAUUUUGGCAUGAAAUGGAUAGGCAGCUGAGACACAAGCGCGAUCAUACGAAGUACAGACAAUUUGUCAGACAAAUCUGGUACAAGUGUUGCCGCGAAACUGUGCAGAUCUGUGACAGUGACAUCUAGGUUCAUCCCCUAAGCCCCUGUAACUAUAUAUUCAAAAGUGGGUGCGCACAUCGAGCCACAGUGACUGUUUGGAAGCGUCUUGCAAGAUUUUUUUUUUCUAAAUUGUGGUUCAAUGGCUCGUCAACAGCAGAGUGAAUGAUCGAGACCGUGAUUCGCGAUCGGCGAUCUGACUUUGUCGGAGCGAAAAACAUGUCACAUUUUCCCUUCCGAGGAUCGCCAACUGUUCAGAACGCCGUUUCCUCCGCUCCGCCAUCACCACCCGCCGCCCCCGUCGCCAUGGCCGUCACCUCGACCGUCCCGCCGGGCGCCCGAAGUUCCUCGCCGUGCUCAGCGGCCUCCGGACCGCCCACGUCGCGGUGCUGCGACACAGGACGACCCAUCUUCAGCGACCCCAUCACGGGUCAGACCAUCUGCUCCUGCCAGUACGACCUGAUGGGCUACCAGCGCCUCCCGGGGAUGCCCGCCGGCGUGCCCUUCUCCGCCGUGUACGGCAACACGUACCCCGAGACCUUCCCCGCCUACCUGUCCACCCUGGGAGCGGACCAGGCGCCGUUCUACUCAACGCCGGCUGGAGCCUUGGAACUAAAGGAAAAUAUUGCAGCUGGAGGACCUUCUUGGCCAUAUCCAGUCUAUCAUUCCUACGAAGCGGCUUUCGCCGGAUACCCCUUCAAUGGCUACGGCGUGGACCUCAAUGGCGCCCGCCGGAAGAAUGCAACGAGAGAGACCACGAGCACCCUCAAGGCGUGGCUCAAUGAGCACAAGAAGAACCCCUACCCCACCAAGGGCGAGAAGAUCAUGCUGGCGAUCAUCACGAAGAUGACCCUCACGCAGGUGUCGACGUGGUUCGCCAACGCGCGGCGGCGGCUGAAGAAGGAGAACAAGAUGACGUGGGAGCCGCGGAAUCGCGUCGAUGACGACGAUGCCAAUGUCGAUGAUGACGACAGGAAGAGUACCGAUGGGAAAGACUUAUUAGAUUCUAAGGAUUCAGGAACGGGCUCCAGUGAAGACGGCGACCGGCCGUCGAACCGCCUCGAGUUGCUGGACAGAUCGGGCGCCGGCGACGGGCGCGACAGCGAGUGGUCCGAGUCGCGGCCGGGCAGCGGUCCCGGCUCGCCGGAGAUCUUCGAUCGCUCCAGCGUGAAUCCCCACCUGCUGCACCCGGCCGCCAUGCACUUCCGGCCGCCCACGAGCUCGCCGCCGGACGGCGGGCCGCCGCCCAGCGCCAGCACCAAUCCCAGCGUGAUCAGCAAGCCGCGGAUCUGGUCGCUGGCCGACAUGGCGAGCAAAGAGAGCAAAAACCACUCGCCCGAGCCUCCCCCGCCAUCCGCCGCCAGUGCCGCCGCGGCGACGCUGUACGGCUGCGCCGCCGUGGGCAAGAUAAUGCCCCUGGCCGGCCGCAUGCACAUGCCGCACCCGUACGCGCGGCCCGAGAUCUUCCGGCCGUUCUAUGGGCCGGCGCAUCUGGGCGGCGCGCCGCCGGACGUGGCGCUCAUUGAGUCCUACCAGCGGACCUUCGGUGCUAGUCUCGCCCACAACGGCAUCCCCAUGAACCCCGCCCUCAGCUCCAUGAUCUCCAAGGCGGUCAGCGGCGGCCAGCCGCCCUUCGCGCCGCUCAGCCUCACCACCUCGUCGGCCAACACGGCGCCGCCGCCCGGCGUCUCGCCGUCCGCCUCCAGCACGUCCUCCGGCGACGCCACGACGGCCAAGCUGUCGCCCGGCGCCGCCAAGCCAUGACCAUUGGCCGGCGCCGCGGACUUCCUCAGCGACCAGCAAGUGCUCAUCAGACCGUGAGUCCCAAACCACCCACUCGGAGACACCCCGACGCACCCACACAGAAUUUUCGGACAAUAAAGAAUAUGUGAUUGAACAGAGCGGCCCGCGGGCCGCAAGACUAACCCAUCAAGACGCGCAGAGGUAUUUUUCAGCGGGCGUGCAGAAAACGCGACAAAGGAGUAAAAAAGUAAAUCUUAGGAAAUUGAGAAAAUAAAAAUCAGGGUAUGAAAUCCGGUGCAUUCUUCAUUUUAAUAUGCAAAAAGGCAGAAAAAAAAGAAACAACUGUGUGUUAUACAACAAAAGCUUUCAAGAGAACGGUGAACUUGGGAGGAUUGAUCAAGUGUUUUCGCGUGUCUUGAACUCUCUUGGACAAUUAAUGCAGAUUUCACUCUAAAUUAAAUAAUAUGGCAAACUAAUUAAGAAGAAUUAUAAAAAAAGGGGGAAAAUGAAUAACCAAAUCGGUGUUGCUGAAGUGAUGAAACCAAAUACCAUUUUCUCUUCUUGCAAGACGGAGAGAGAGAGAGAGAGGGAGAGAACAAAACCUAAGGACGAAGCGAGUGUCUCAGUGACUGAGUGAAAGGCAGGGAACAGUGAGGACUGAGAAUUGAGGGGUUGUAGGCUAAGUUGAGAGAAAUUCCAUGUAAGAAUUUAUCAAGUGACGAGUGUGAGUAUUUAUAGAGCAAAAAACUAUACAUAGUAAAUGUAUAAAUUAAUUACAAUUUAUAGGAUGGAAAGAAGAAAAGAAGAAAUGAAGUGAGCAAAAAUAGUGUUAAAUGUGAUAAUGGACUCAUUGAUUUUCACUCUGUAAGUAAAAACCCAUUUAAUAGUGAAUUCGUCUUCGAACAAACCUGACUAAUACUAUAUUUUAUUUCGCUGUAAAAGUGUGUUUGAGAAAAGGAAUCACUUUAACUAUUUAGUCUCUCGAGAUACAGAAAAGUACCGGAAAAGAUUCACUAAAACUCUCGACAAAAAAAAAGAAAGGAAAAAUCAACGAAUUCUUAUGUUAUUUCAGCUUCAAAUGAUGUGAGUUUUUUUGGUAUUGGAAAAUGCUGGAUUUUCGUGUUGGAGGUAAAUUCAACUGGCGCUGAAUUAACCAGCCGUAAAUGCACACCCUUCCUCCACAUAUAUAUAUAUUUAUCAAUAUCCUUUUAUUCGGAUGGAUAUAAAAUGAAUUUAUUGUAUCGUGCAAGCGACGAAGAAGACACCAAGAAAUUCGUUGAAAUUGUGACCAAAUAAAAACCGAUAAUAAAAUUUAUACUAUGGAAUGCCGAUGGAAUACACAGGGUGAAUCAGUCGGAUAAAUUCAUUUGAUGUGACAUGAAAAUCAACCGCAAUAUAUAAAGAAAAACCUAAAACGGAGCACAAAAAUGUAUUCGAAAAGAAGAAAGAAAAAAAAGACAUCAUCAUUUCAUAUUGUCAUCGUGAAAAUGUAUACAGAGUUUCGGGUGUGGGUGGAAAAGAAGAAGGAGAAGAAAAAAAAGAGAAAAUUGCUACUUUGUAAAUUUAAUGCAAAAUAUUCCAAUAAAUUUAUGUAAUUUGUUGUGUGAAAAUGUUCAGUGAAUGCCAUUUUCCUGCCCACUUCCAAGGUCGCUGUCUUGCAUCGUGAACACAUUUAGCUGAGGGAAAUUGGGACAGAACUUUCAAAGAUUUUUUCUUUUUUUUUAAACUAAUUGGUUUCGGAGUAUUUAUUUUGUCAAAUACACAAAAACCAUUUUCCAUAUGCGGCAGAACAAUAUAUACAUUUCUCUGUGCAGAGAACAGAGAGAUGAAAUACUCUAUCUCGCGGUGGAAAAAGACAUUAUAAAUUCACGAGAAGAAUGUAGCGAAAACAGGUAUAAAAAGAAUGGAAAUUGUGAAUGGAGAGUGAGAGAUGGUGGCAAAAAAUGCAAAGAAUAAAUAACAGCAAAGGAGUUUGUACAUAGUAUCAAUAAAAUUAAUUAAGAGAGACGUUAAUUAUAAUGAGAAGAAGAAAAAAAAUAAUAAGAAUAUGGAAUACAGUAACAGUUAAUGAAAAUGUACUAAUGAAAAUAUUGUGUAUAGAUAUUUACAUAAUUCUGUAUAAUUAAAUAUCAUUUAGAAGGAGCGUAAUGUUAAAGUCUAGUUGCAAUAAAAAAAAAAUAUUAAAA